CAUUUUAAGUGUUAAUCUUUUCUACACAAGUAUCUUAAAAUGUCGGAUAAACAUUACCAAUAUAUUCAGAAAAACUCUAUUUAAACUAAAAAUUUGUUCGGGAAGUUCCCUUUUUACUGACAAGAAAAAAUCCUAAGUAAUGGGCCUUUGUUUUUCACCUAUAAUCAUGACUGUACACAAAUACCUAGGCUGCAUUUACCUUGCAGUGAUGUUGUCUGCACAUUUGGCUGCUGGAGCUGUAACGUCAAGUGAAAGUGAUGAUGAAUAUUUAACACAAAAAGAGGUCAUUUUAGAAAAGUCUUAUCAUGGGUUGAUUCGAGAAAACGAAACUUUAGUGGAAAUAACUCCAUUAAUUAAAGUGGAUGAAGAAAAAAUUUGUAACUUUCAUAUUCUCAAAAAGCCAUAUCAUGAGAUUCCAUUUGAGAUUGAACUGGCUAAUAACCUUGGAAUUUUAAAAGCACGCCGGACGUUGAAUUGCGAAAAACGCAAGAGCUAUCAUUUUGAAAUUGUUGCAGUAUAUUGCGAUGGAACACCUUCAAAUACAGCUAAUGUUCAUAUUACUGUUAUCGACAUAAAUGAAUAUGCACCAACAUUUUUGGAACCGUCUUACGUAACAGAAGUUGACGAAGGUCGACUUUACAACGAGAUCUUAAGAGUCGAAGCUUCCGAUAAGGACUGUACUCCACUUUUUGGAGAUGUUUGCAAAUAUGAGAUACUUAACAAUGACGAACCAUUCUCAAUAGAUAACGAGGGCUCAAUCAAAAACACUGAACCACUUUCCCAUAAAGCAUCGCAUAACCACAUACUAUCUGUUGUUGCCUACGACUGUGCAAUGAAAGAAUCUGCCGCAAUAAUGGUUAGCAUCAAAGUUCGACGCGUGUGUGAGACAAAGUUUUUAGGCAUGCCAGAACGAAUUGAUUAUACGUCCGGUAGCACUGAAAGCCUUCAAUUGUUUCCCAAUGCUCGCUUGGACUUGUGUGAUAUUUCUUGCAAGAAUGAAGACCUGAGUAUUCAUGCAUCAAUAGCUCUUAAGACAAAACACAUCUCAUUCGGAUGCGAUCGGGACAUAUCAAAUUGCACUUCAAGCCAAAAAAUGAAAGACCUUUUGCCGCAUGGGGCAGAAUGGACCAAAGAAUUGAGCUACGACGAAGGUGUAGAACCUAUAUUUCACUUCGAUGGGUCCACUGGAGUAGUGGUUCCGGACACUGUUAUCGACCAUUACGAUUUCUCAACGCGUCCUUUUAGCAUUCUUAGCAUGUUUAGACAUAAUAGUCAAGGUGUGGCUAAUAAACAUGUUAAGGAACAUAUUGUCUGCAGUGCUGACGACCACAAAAUGAACCGCCAUCAUAUGGCAUUGUUUGUUCGCAAUUGUCGUCUUAUUCUUUUAUUAAGAAAAAACUUUAACGAAGGUGAUCUUAAUAUCUUUAGUCCUGCUGAAUGGCGUUGGAAAAUACCAGAGGUUUGCGACAACGAAUGGCAUCACUAUGUUCUUAAUGUUGAAGACCCCGCCAAGGUUGAUUUAUUCAUCGAUGGCGUACGUUUCGAAAAUUCUAUUGAGGAUCGUCAUAGUAACCCGGAGGUAAUUGACGAUUGGCCUUUACACGCUGCUCAUGGAGUAAAUACAUCUUUAGCUAUCGGUGCCUGUUAUCAAAGUUUGGAAAAUAGAUUAAAACAUGGCUUUAAUGGAGAUAUUUCUGAGGUUAAAGUCACUCUCAAUGGUGUAUUGACAACUGAAGACAUUAAAUGUGGAACCACGUGUGCUGAGCACUUAUUAUCCCCUAAGCAAUUGUCAAUGAAAAAUAAAAAAAUGGACUCCCUAAGCGCUCAGAUUCAAGCAAACACUCAAAUGAAUGAAAUAUAUAUUGAAGCAAAGACUAAACACGAUAUUGAACAAUUGAUGCGUAAAAUACAGUAUAUCAACAUUAAACAAAACCCUACAUUUGGGCGUCGUAACAUAGAAGUGCGUACAGCUCUGGCAUGUAGAAAUGAAAGUUCCGUUCGUUUGCCGCCAAUUGAGACUUAUAUUAUGGUUAACGAACCGAUAGCUCCACUCGGCAUCGAUAUUGAUGUCGGAUCGCCGUCGCUCGAGCCCUCUGAUCAAGAUCUACAGUCGGAUUCCAUAAAAAUAACAAUAUCUGGUACGUCAAAUAAGUUAGUAUCAUAUCAGGAAAUCAAAUUAGGAGUACACAUUUUGGACAAAAUAUACAUUGACUCGCUGUCUAAAAAAAGAGGAAAAAUGGAAGGCAAAAAUUUUCUCGACUCCUGCAGCGUUGUUGUGUUUCCCUCUUUAAACCCAGAUCAUGAAGACAUUCAAAUUGAUGGAGAUGAGUCAUUAUCAUCUAGCAUGGAUAUAAAGACAAAUAUAAAUAAGGAUGGAGUCGAAAUGAUUGGAAAGGACACCAUUUACAAUUAUUUGAAUGUGCUACGAUCCCUUGUCUACAGUAAUAAGAAACCUGCUUAUUAUCUAAAUCGAGUAUUUAAGCUUUCUUGUGCUCAGCUAAGCUCCCAGUACAAAAGCGCUGAAUAUACACUCACACUUACUGUACUGCAUCCUAAACAGACAUUGUUUAAGUCUACCAAUCUACCACCUUCGUCUUCUUUAUCCAACCUAAAUGUCAUUGGCAAUACCAACACUGAAACAACUUAUCAUCUAAAUUCUGGUUCGAUAAAUGACAAUGACAAUCAGGCAACUGAUUCUAAGGUGUAUUCAUAUUCCCAGUUACACACAAAUGAAGUGCAAGAACCGAAGUCUCACAUUCAUUCUUUCGUACACAAAGCUGAAGGCUCACACCUUACAAUGCUUAUAAUUCUUGUAAGUGUUUUUUUGGCCGUUUUGCUUUGUGGGGUUUCGAUUGCACGUAUAAAGAAUAACCAAAAGUAUACUGAUCGCCACCAACCAUGUCCAAAAAUUGUUGAUGAUGGCUUAGUUUGGGAUGACUCAGCUUUGACUAUAACUAUAAAUCCAAUGCAAACAGAUGCUGUAUCAGAGGAUAGUUCCGAAUCAGAAAACUCGGACUCUGAAGACGAAGACGCUUUGAAAGACGGUUUUGCUCACAUCAAUCAACUUGAAUGGGAUAACACCAAUAUAUUCCAACAAUGAAUUGCGUAAUGCCAUGAAUUUUUUCUCAAAACUGGAACUAAAAUAUGUAAAUGUGCUUUUAAAAUAUAAACUACUAAACCAAGAAUUAUCCAACAGUUAAAUCAGUUCAAAUGACAGUCCGCAUAUAUGCAUGCACACAUAAUUGUAAGGACGCGCAUUUAUAUAUGAUUUUGCGAAAAAUGUUUAUGUUGCAAUUUUAUGAUUGUAAAAACUAAGUCAGUGGACGUGCGCAAUACACAUUUGCAUGAACAUGUAAUAUUAGCGCGGACACAAGUUAUAGCUAAGGUAUAGUACAAUUAUUAUAUAACCAGCGUCGCUAGAUCCAUAAUAAAAGCAUAUAGACAUACAUAUAUAUACAAAUAAGACCUACCGUAAUUUAUUGUUUGUCAACCUUCACUUAAGAAUGUAACAUGCACAUUGUCUAACAAACUUCAACAGCAUUCUGUCGCUAAUGCAUAGAAGGAGGUUUCUCCGUCCCCAUAUUAUAAGCUUACAAAUUAAUUACGGAAUGUUCCAAAGGGAAUCGAAAUAGCCAAAUCAUUUGAGUUAUUUAAUAAAGCAGAAGUUGUUGUUGAUUUAUAAUUUAAUAAAAUUAAAACUUAGAUUAAGAGACAUAUCGAAAUAUGUAAACAUUUUAUUUUUAAAUCGACCAUAUAAGCUCUAAAUAUGUGAACUUGAAAAUGUACUAUUAAA
This is a messenger RNA of Drosophila suzukii, 3793 nucleotides long. RefSeq names its product calsyntenin 1 (gene Cals). The record is from RefSeq and is a predicted model, not a curated record. Gene Ontology annotation, biological process: positive regulation of synapse assembly; positive regulation of synaptic transmission; homophilic cell-cell adhesion. Gene Ontology annotation, molecular function: calcium ion binding; X11-like protein binding; kinesin binding. Gene Ontology annotation, cellular component: cell surface; postsynaptic membrane. Lineage: Eukaryota; Metazoa; Arthropoda; Insecta; Diptera; Drosophilidae.